Molecule: messenger RNA, 640 nt
Organism: Solanum tuberosum (potato)
Lineage: Eukaryota; Viridiplantae; Streptophyta; Magnoliopsida; Solanales; Solanaceae
Product: phytosulfokines 3
Exons: 2
Coding region: 146-394 (82 amino acids)
Biological process (GO): cell population proliferation
Cellular component (GO): extracellular region
Molecular function (GO): growth factor activity
Source: RefSeq, a predicted model, not a curated record
UUGUCAUUCUCUCAAUUUCAUUAUAAAUUGAUGCCACCACACAACACCGAGUUUAUUGAACUAUAGACAAGAUAUAUAUUCCUCUUCAUCUCUUCCUGCAUAGUACUAAAAAAUUAAGCAUCUAGCUAAAGCUAAAUAAUAAGUCAUGUCUAAAGCAUCUGCUAGCUUUUUCUUCAUCAUCCUUCUCCUCUGUUUUGCCCUGUCCUAUGCUGCUCGCCCUCAGCCACUAUUUCACGAGGCUACUCUCAACAAUAUUCAACACCAGGAUGUUGUUGAACCAAAGGAAGUUGGUAAGGAAGAGAGUUGCAAAGGAGUCAAGGAAGAAGAAUGUUUAGAAAGGAGGACUUUGGCUGCUCAUCUUGACUAUAUCUAUACCCAAAAUCAGAACCCUUGAAGAAAGUACUAUUCCCAAUGACGAAAAUGAUCAGUUAAUUUGUUUUACGAUGGUUAAUUGACCUAAGUUUUCGGUUAAUUUAUGUUUCACUAAAGUAGUGAUAGAACGAGUGAGUUAUCACAUAUACUAGUAUAUAGUAUUGCUUUUGGUGUGUUUCAUGUUGAUUUUUCCUGUACGCUAAUAAAUCCAAUAUCACGAUUACUUGAUUUUCUUGUAUGCAAGUUGAUCCAUUAGUAGAGCAAGUUC